AUGCGGCCGACAGGCCCAGUUUAUCUCAAUGGGGUUCCUCUCGCCCGCGAACUAUUCACGAAGUGGCUCGACGAGGACCCCUACGGCACCGGUGAUUCAACGAAUGUGGUGGUCGACGUGCACCGCCCCGAUAAUAAGGGUUUUGGGGAUGCCGAGGCCGCGGCGGACGCUUGGAGGGAGGCCGUCGCGGCGCUGGACGAGCCCGACGACGACGACGCGUUGGUGGCCGAGGUGUUGAGGGUCGCCGAUGCCAAUACUGUGGAUGGCGCCGUCGACACGUCUCACUUAACGAGCUAUGGCGAGCUAGGAAACCAUGUGAUGAGGGAACUGGGCCCCGGUGCGGUCGCCGUCGACUACGUCGAGCGGUGUGCGUUAACUUGGCGCGCACAGCGCGACGCGCCGAGGGGGCCCUGGUGGCGCGCCUCGACGGACUACACCGAGCUUCCAGCAAAGGUGUCACCGUCCGAGGAGGAGGAGCAGGAGGUCUUUGUCGAGGAUGAGGAUGAGGGCGUCCUCUUGGGCGCCACGAACGCGCUGGCGGCGCGGCUGAAGGCCGUCGAGGAGCGGCGGGAACGGGAACUUGAUGAGGAAGCGAGGCGAGUCGCCGAGGACGUCGCUGCGUUGCGACGGGCGCGGCGCGCGGCGGAUCGGCGCGCUGCUGAGGCGGAGCGCGCUCGAUUAGCGGCUGAAGUGGAGCGCGAGGAGGCGGCGGUGCGGCGCGACGUGACGGCGGCGCUGCAGCGGCGUGUGGAAGAGUUGGAACGGGAGCUGGCGACGCGCGAUGCGGUCCAGGAGGCGCCGGCUCCCCAAUCGCCGUCCAAGGCCGUCCAGCAGCUGCGAAAGUCGCUGGAGCGGCCGGCCGACCGGCCGCGCCGCGCGCCGCCGCCGCCGACGACGGCCCGCGACGCGGCGACGGCUCUCCAACGCGUGGCCCGCGGCAAUCUUACGAGACGACGGACGAGUGCCGUGGCCACGCUCGAGGCCGAGGUCCGCGCCGCCCAGGAGCGCCUGGAAGCGGAGGUGCGGGAGGCCCAGCGACGAUUGGAGGACGCGCGGGCGGCGCUGCCCUCGAUGGCAAGGCCUCAACCUGUGGAAGCGCCGGCCCCGGCGCCGCUGCCAUUUGACCCCUUCGCCGGCAACGCCGAGACGUUCGUGAGAGCCGCGCACGCGUUCACUGGCGACGGCGACCAGGAGUUGAGCAUCGAGCGGGACCAGGCGCUGCUCGUGCGGACGGCGCACCUCGCGGACGCGUCGGGCUGGGUCUUCGCGGUCGCCGUCGACGACGGCGAGGGCGAGCCGCGGUGCGGCUACGUGCCCAUCUCGCACCUCGGCGGCGCGGUGUCGCCGCGGUUCUUUCAGGACGAGGCGUCGGAGGUGUCGUAA
Molecule: messenger RNA, 1383 nt
Organism: Pelagomonas calceolata
Lineage: Eukaryota; Pelagophyceae; Pelagomonadales; Pelagomonadaceae
Source: the annotation of a GenBank genome assembly